GUCUAAUUGUCGCCAGAAAUGUCCCAUGUAGCGGAGAAUUUGUUGCUUUGUGUUGUCCACCUUCCUGGAAGCUCCACUACACGGGCCACCGUGAAUCACUUCCGCUUCCGGGGCAAAUUGGGACGAUACCAAUAGCUCAUACUAGUGUACAUGAGAGAUGCUGACUGUGUACCUAGCUGUUGGAGGCCUGGUAGGGGUUGUCAUCCUCUUGAUGUUGUCUAGGAUAGCCAGGUCCACACAUGGGACAACAGUUCAGGACAAGGUUGUCCUGAUCACAGGGGCAAGCUCAGGCCUUGGAGAAGCAUGUGCAGAGGUCUUCUUCCGAGCUGGAGCAAAAGUGAUCCUCUUCUCACGGAACAGUGAGAAACUGGAAGCUACCAGUAAAAGACUGCAGACCCUGAAUGUUCCUGAAGUGACCUACUCCCCCGUGAUUGUGCCCCUUGACUUGGAGGACUUGGACAGCCUGAGUGACAAGGCUGAGCAGGCUGUACAGUGUCAUGGCAGGGUGGACAUCCUUAUCAACAAUGCAGGUCUGGGGUACAGAGGUACUUGUCUUGACACCACAACUGCAGUGCAUCAGAAAGUGAUGAUUAUCAACUAUUUUGGACCUAUCACUCUGACCAGAGGCAUCAUUCAGAACAUGGUACAGAAUGGUGGCGGACAUGUGGUGAACAUCAGCAGUGUACAGGGCAGGAUGGCCAUUCCACACAGGUCUGCUUACGCUGCAGCUAAGCAUGCCUUGCAGGCAUAUUCAGACACGCUGAGGGCUGAGAUGGCUUCCAAAGGGGUGAAGGUGACAGUGGUGAGUCCUGGGUACAUCACCACACAGCACUCUGUCAAUGCCAUCACAUCAGAUGCAUCUCAAUAUGGAGCUAUGGACACCACCACAGCCAGUGGCAUGGCACCUGACACAGUUGCUCAGAAGAUUCUUCAAGCAGUGGAAAGGGGGGACAAUGAACUCAUCCUGGCCAAGUUUACUCACAGGGCUGCAAUAACACUUCGCUGUAUUGCACCAAGUAUGUACUUUGCCAUCAUGAGGUCCAGAGCAAGGAAAGAAGAGGACAACUACUCUCAUCUGAAACAGAGCUGAUGAUUGAGCACCAUAUUAAUAUAUAUGGGGUCAGCGAAGUACAACAUAGCAAUUCAUGCAAUUGAGAUGCAACAUACAUCUGAGUGUCUAGCACUUUUCACUAUAAAAGGACUUUCUUCAGUCCAGCAAUAGAUACCUGGCUUCGAUAUCAGGAACAAUGAUGAGCAUGAAACAGACAGUAUUUUGGACAAAAUGAUUGUUGAACACCUGCUGCAAUAUAAUUGUGUGUGUGUGCAUACACCUGCUGCAAUAUAAUUGUGUGUGUGCUUACACAAAUACAUUUGUGUGUGUGUGCAUGUGUAUGUGCAAAUGAAAUCAGAAUCAAAUCCUUAUAAGUUACUUUGUUGUUUUAGAAGCUAAGCAUGCAUUUUAGACAAAAAUGUUGUAGUCUUAUCUUAUUUGUUAUCAUGCUCCUGAGCAUUUGCAUUUGAAACAUUGAUGGGCAUGACAGCCAGGAGUACAAUGUGAACCAGUCAGAAUUGCCCUGAAGAAGGUGACAGACGGUCACCGAAACGUCGGUGAGAAUAAAGCAUUGGUUGUGUAAAAA
Messenger RNA from Branchiostoma floridae (Florida lancelet), 1637 nucleotides. Its product is annotated as dehydrogenase/reductase SDR family member 7B-like. Bases 158 to 1090 code for a protein of 310 amino acids. Gene Ontology annotation, molecular function: oxidoreductase activity. The transcript is spliced from 9 exons. The record is from RefSeq and is a predicted model, not a curated record. NCBI's taxonomy places the organism in Eukaryota, Metazoa, Chordata, Leptocardii, Amphioxiformes, Branchiostomatidae. Gene Ontology annotation, cellular component: membrane.